Messenger RNA from Xylaria bambusicola, 1419 nucleotides. RefSeq names its product peptidase family C78-domain-containing protein. The transcript is spliced from 7 exons. The coding region runs from base 1 to 1419 and encodes 472 amino acids. NCBI's taxonomy places the organism in Eukaryota, Fungi, Ascomycota, Sordariomycetes, Xylariales, Xylariaceae. The record is from RefSeq and is a predicted model, not a curated record.
AUGUCCUCGAAAAAUAUCAUGACCUGCCCGCUGUGCGGCUUCAAGACAGAUGUAGAGUACACCAUACUGCUUCACAUGGAAGAGUCCCAUUCCGAAGGACAAUCCCCAUUUGUGGCAGAUUCCGGCCCAAGUGUAUCCGGGACUGAGGAGAGUCGGCCUGUGGGGCGGGAGGCAGGCAGCGAUGAGGAUGUUGGACUCUUUAUGGAAUGCCCUAUCGAUGGGUGUCUCGAGCAAAUCAGUCUAGCUGAACUGGCAGACCACAUAGAUCUUCAUGCAUUAGAGGAAAAUGAUGAGCUGGCUUCUGAUGCUGGCACGGCUGAUGCUACGCCCGUCCUCGGCAAUACCGAUGGGCGGGAAUAUCGAUCUCCAUACUCUAGUCCGGAAGAUAUAGCUCAGUCAACUCACGGAUAUGAACGCGAGCGAGCACGGCCGCCGGUCAACCACGAUAGCACCGUAGAUGCGUGGAAAAAGAUAUUCAAUCGGAGACAUCUCAAGAAACCGGCGGACUGGGAAAACAGACCAGGUGAUGGGAAGGGGCUGCGGAAGCGCCUGGGUGUUUCCGAGCUGGGUAAGCAUGCCUACGAGCAUCAAAUGCCAGAUUCACUUGUUGCAUUGCUUCGGAAGCGGAAAUAUACGAGUGCUGAAGGCAUAAUACCAGUACUCGCGAGACUUUUGGAGCAAAGCCCCUCGACAGAGUACGCGUACUUAUGUCACCCGGCUGUGCAGCACAUCUCCAAGCUACGAGGGGAAGGUGGUUUUUGCGGCUACCGCAACAUUCAAAUGCUGUCGUCGUACAUCGUAGGUGCUCGUGUCAAGGGCGCAGAGGUUCUCGGUGAGAGGAUCCCGAGCAUAUUUCGGAUACAGGAUUAUAUCGAGAGCGCAUGGGACAUGGGUAUCAACGCCUCGGGUAGGAUAGAAACCGGCGGUGUGAAGGGAACGAGGAAAUAUAUUGGAACUCCAGAGGCGCAAGCCAUGUUCAUCAGCCUUCAAAUUCCUUGCGAAGCAGAAGGAUUCAAAUCCCCCAAAGAAGGUGUAGCCGAAGCAGCACUUUUCGCGUCCGUGCAGAAAUACUUCGAAAAUGCUGCCUUUGACUCGCGGGAUAAAGUCCGCUGCACCGAGUUACCGCCCAUCUACUUCCAGCAUCGUGGCCACAGCUUGACCAUAGUGGGCCUUGAACGCCGUGCUUCCGGGUCUCUCAAGCUGCUCGUCUUUGAUCCUAUGUUUCACGACCCGGAGGGCGUGGUCCGGCUUGCAGGAAAGACUGCCGCUGCCCAUCAUGAUAACAGCGCGAGGGAUACUGAUAGGAAUCAUAAGAUCCGGAACCGCAUAAUACACCGCAAUCCCGAUGGCGCCUUGAGAUUGUACCGUAGGGGAAACAAUUACUUGAGGAAGUACCGGGAAUUCGAGCUCUUGAGGUAA